Trichoderma gamsii is the source of this 639-nucleotide messenger RNA. RefSeq lists its product as hypothetical. NCBI's taxonomy places the organism in Eukaryota, Fungi, Ascomycota, Sordariomycetes, Hypocreales, Hypocreaceae. The transcript has a single exon. Bases 1 to 639 code for a protein of 212 amino acids. The record is from RefSeq and is a predicted model, not a curated record.
AUGGCUGUUCGAUCUCUCGCCGCGACUCUCCUCCUGGCCGCCUCGGCCCUGGCCAAGACUGACCUUGCCGGCUGCACUUACACCGACACCGUCGUCCAGCCCAGCGGCCUGCCCGGCUACGACGCCUAUGCCAGCCGCAUCUGGUAUGUUCCCGGCACCGGCGAGCUCUGCGACUUCCUCGACUGCGGCGGUGGUCGCGCCCCCCCUAAGACUGAUGUCCCUGGAUGUCCGCUUUACUCGGGCACCGCCACCUACUCGCCCAGCUACCUCGACCUCAAGACCAAGGCCGUGGAUGCUGCCGCCACCUCCUCCGCCGAGGCCUCUGCCACCGGUGCUGAGACCCAGGUGAUCGUUAAGGCCACCACCGCUGAGGCCACGACUCUGGCUACCUCUGUUGCCGUUUCCCAGUCUGCCUCUGCUGCCGUCACCACUGCUGCUCCCGUCGUCUCCAGCGGCUCGUCCACGGCCACUGCCUCCAGGGGCCUUUCCACCGGCACUCCUGGCCACAACGGCAACGGCACCUCCUCUGGCGCUCACCCCACCAGCUCUGUUCCCGCCAACGGUGCUGCUCCCAACGCUGCUGGCAUUGUCGGAUCCGUCCUGGCUGCUGGUGUCGUCGCUGUCGUUGCUCUGCUGUAA